Molecule: messenger RNA, 2446 nt
Organism: Ricinus communis (castor bean)
Lineage: Eukaryota; Viridiplantae; Streptophyta; Magnoliopsida; Malpighiales; Euphorbiaceae
Product: pectinesterase
Exons: 3
Biological process (GO): cell wall modification
Molecular function (GO): pectinesterase activity; pectinesterase inhibitor activity
Source: RefSeq, a predicted model, not a curated record
CUUUCCUCCAUUGAAGCCAAUUUGGCAAUUAGUGCCACAUUAUUAGUCCAAUAAAGUUAAGACCCAAAUAUGCGCUAGAUUCUUCUGCAUAAGAAUAACAAGCAGAAGUCCCAUCUCAUUGGAAAAUACAGAAACCUUUUGCAACCUUUCCAGCGCUUAGAUCAACCGUUGAACUAUUGAUUCAGUAGUUUAGAAUUCAUGCCCGUUUAUAUGCAGUAUUGUCAUGCCAAACCUGUUAUUGUCUUUCAUAAAUGGCAUCAUGCCUUCAAAAUAUUGAUUCUUUGUUUGACAUAAUUGAAUGCAUUUUCCCCACGUAACACAAAAUGCCAAAUACGAUUAUAGCUUCAGAAUUGGAAUUCAUGUCAUGAACCCUAUAAAAGAUGUCACAUGUUUAAUACCAUGUUAUCCACAACUAUAUCUCUAUUCCCUUUGUAAGCAUCCAGCACCGACACAUGAAGGAAAGCUUUCCUCCAAUGGCGAACUCGAGCAAUGAUAUUACCACAACCAAGAACAAGAACAAAAUCAAGAGAAGGCUCUUCUUGAGUCUUUUUGCAUCUGUCCUUCUAGUCGCAGCCAUAGUUGGGGUUGUUGCAGGUUUAGCCUCGAGAAGGAGUGCAGCCAACACUGUCAACAAUGUUCAUGAAGCAGCUCAUGCCGUUGUCAAAUCCUCCUGCAGUUCCACAUUGUAUCCUGACCUAUGCUUCUCGGAGAUCUCAGCUCUGCCAGUUGAUGUUACAAGCAAGAUAAAAAGCACAAAGGAUGUUAUACAUUUGUCACUGAAUGUAACUGAGUCUUCAAUCGGGCAAACUUAUCAGAAAAUCAAGACACUAACUUUUAGCCGGAGGGGCUACUCUAAGCGGGAAAAUACUGCCUUCAAAGAUUGUUUAGAAAUGCUAACUGAAGCUGUAAAUGAGAUUAGAAAUGUUGUGCAGGUACUCAAAGAAUAUCCGUCGUUGAAAAAAGCCAUAUCAGAACAUGCUGAUGAGCUCAAGAUACUGGUGAGUGCUGCAAUGACUAAUCUGGAAAGUUGCCUUGACGGUUUCUCCCAUUCCAAAGCAGAUAAAGAGGUCCGUCAAUUCUUUUUGAGUGAUGAAAGGCAUGGGCACCGUCUGUGCAGCAAUGCCUUAGCCAUGAUCAAGAACAUGACGGACACCGAUAUGGCUAAGGAGCAAGAAUUAACAUCAUCGUCAGCAGCAGAAAGGAAGCUUAAGGAGGAGAAUGGAAUAGAAUGGCCUGGAUGGUUGUCGGCUGGGGACCGUAGGCUAUUGCAAGCUACAACUGUGACUCCUAAUGUUGUUGUGGCAGCUGACGGAAGUGGUAACUACCGGACUGUGUCGGAGGCGGUUGCAGCUGCGCCGUCAAGGAGUAGCACAAGAUAUGUUAUAAGGAUUAAAGCAGGGGUUUAUAGAGAGAAUGUGGACAUCCCGUCGAGCAAGACUAACCUUAUGUUUGUGGGUGAUGGGAGUACGACCACCAUCAUUACUGGUAGUAGAAGUGUGGUUGGUGGCAGCACCACAUUUAAUUCUGCCACCGUUGCUGUUAAUGGGCAGGGGUUCUUGGCAAGAGACAUUACCUUUCAAAACAGUGCUGGACCAUCAAUGGAACAAGCUGUUGCAUAGCGCGUGAGCGCGGACCUAUCAGCAUUUUAUAGAUGCAGCAUGAUAGCAUUCCAGGAUACCCUUUAUGUACAUACACUUCGCCAAUUCUAUGUUAGCUGUGUUGUUAUUGGGACUGUAGAUUUCAUAUUCGGAAAUGCAGCAGUAGUGCUCCAAAACUGCGACUUACAUGCCCGCCGCCCCAAUCCAAGCCAAAAAAAUAUGGUCACCGCCCAAGGCCGUGACGAUCCUAAUCAGAACACAGGCAUAGUUAUCCAAAAAUGCAGGAUAGGAGCAACUCAGGAUUUGGAAGCUGUGAAAGACAGUUUCCAAAGUUAUUUAGGCAGACCAUGGAAGUUGUACUCGAGGACUGUCGUAAUGCAGACUCAGAUAAGUGAUAUUAUUAAUCCAGCUGGGUGGUUCGAGUGGGAUGGAAAUUUUGCACUGGAUACGUUGACCUAUAGGGAAUACCAGAAUACAGGACCAGGAGCUAACACUGCAAAUAGGGUGACUUGGAAGGGAUACAAGGUGAUGACUAGUGCAUCUGAGGCACUCCCAUAUACUGCUGAAAAUUUCAUUUCAGGUGCGAAUUGGUUACCUGCUACAGGUUUUCCUUACUCUCUGGGCCUCUAAUCUCAUAUAGCUGAAUAUGCUUACGGGAACUGAUGCUUUGGAAACGUGCAUAUGUUAUGCUCAUUCUCCCAGAAUUAUUGUCUGACGCUUAUAAUCAUAAUUUUUUUUCCUGCAAGGCACUUGUAUCUUAGCAUUGUAGUCUACUCUUUAUCUUGUGAAUUUACGUGUAAUGAAUAAGUGUUAACUAAGUGGAAAUAUAGUGUCUAAUUAUUUCUUGA